AUGUCCCAAAUAGACGACGACCUCUACAACCAAUACCCUUUGCACCUCAACCCAACCUCCAAAUCCAUCACGCUCAACAAUAACCACCGAAUUGGAGCACCUGAACGCCCUGCACCGCUCGCUCCUCACCCUCGACCCGCCCAACAUCCCCCGCCCCCGCUGCCCAUGAACCCCAAGCGCAGCGCGCAAAUAUCCAAGCUGCGCGACUCCGCCAACGCCGCGUUCCGCAAGUCGGCCUUCGCCGAGGCGGCCCGGCUCUACACCUACGCUAUUGAUAUGGCGCUGGGCAGGCCGGGGUGGGAGCCGGUGACCCUGGCGAGGGAUGAGUUGGCGGGGCUGUAUUCGAAUCGGGCGCAGGCGUGGAUGAGUCAGAGGCUUUGGGUGGAGGGGGUCGUUGAUGCCAGGUGUAGUGUUGAGUGUAAACCUGGGGGCAAUGUUAAGGCGUGGUGGAGGGGCGGGAAGUGUUUGGCGGAGAUGGGGAGGUGGGAUGAGGCGAGGGAGUUCGUGGAGAGGGGCUUGGAGGUGGAGGGGAGGGCGGGGGAUGGCGGGAAGGAGCUUUUGGGCUUGCUUGGGGAGGUCGAGGAGGGGAGUAAGAGGGCGCAGAGGGCUGUGAAGGGGAAUUAA
Messenger RNA from Aspergillus heteromorphus CBS 117.55, 624 nucleotides. RefSeq lists its product as uncharacterized. The transcript is spliced from 2 exons. NCBI's taxonomy places the organism in Eukaryota, Fungi, Ascomycota, Eurotiomycetes, Eurotiales, Aspergillaceae. The coding region runs from base 1 to 624 and encodes 207 amino acids. The record is from RefSeq and is a predicted model, not a curated record. Gene Ontology annotation, molecular function: protein binding.